This is a messenger RNA of Empidonax traillii (willow flycatcher), 3157 nucleotides long. It is a transcript of the gene LHX6, whose product is annotated as LIM homeobox 6. Lineage: Eukaryota; Metazoa; Chordata; Aves; Passeriformes; Tyrannidae. Gene Ontology annotation, molecular function: RNA polymerase II transcription regulatory region sequence-specific DNA binding; DNA-binding transcription factor activity, RNA polymerase II-specific. Gene Ontology annotation, cellular component: nucleus. The transcript has 10 exons. Gene Ontology annotation, biological process: neuron differentiation; regulation of transcription by RNA polymerase II; forebrain neuron development. The record is from RefSeq and is a predicted model, not a curated record. The coding region runs from base 344 to 1471 and encodes 375 amino acids.
CUACCAUUAAAAAAAUCAAAUUUGCAAUUCUUUGGGUGGCCUGAUGGAUUCCCUGAUUGACAGCCGGAAUUGACACUCUGGUACCUCUUAUCUCGGGCAUUUACGGCAAUUUCUAAUUGCAGGUAGUUUGGGGGGUUUUUCAGCGCCUUGGCUCGCAUGGGAACCGAGCGAUUACUUCAAGAGGCCCGGGUUAAGUGCAGGCAGGGGGAGAAUUCAAUCCACAUUCAAAUUGCUUCAUUAAAGAGACGCAGCUUUUGUUGCAAAGGAUUUAAAUGGCCACUAGAAAGUUCUUAUUUAUUGUUUUGAGGCGGUUUAUAUAGGGUGCCCCGCGCUCGCCCGGCGCAUGGAGCCGCAGCCUCCUUCUCCCGCUCUCUCCAUCAAGGUGAUGCCGCCGGAGCCGCUGCCCAAGGGGAGUGCCCGCUGUCUCGAUCCGCAUUCCCGCGCCAUGUCGCAGCCCGACGGGGAGCCGCUGCCCGGCGCCCUGGAGAAGGAGGACGCCCGCUCAGCGCCCAGCACCCCGUCCACGCCGUCCGUCUGCUCCCCGCCAUCCUCCUCUUCCUCCACGCCGUCGGCCGGCAAAAACGUCUGCUCCAGCUGCGGACUGGAGAUCCUCGACCGGUACCUGCUGAAGGUGAACAACCUCAUCUGGCACGUCCGGUGCCUGGAGUGCUCCGUGUGCCGCACCUCGCUGCGCCAGCAGCACAGCUGCUACAUCAAGAACAAGGAGAUCUUCUGCAAGAUGGACUACUUCAGCCGGUUCGGUACGAAGUGUGCCCGCUGUGGCAGGCAGAUCUACGCCAGCGACUGGGUGCGGCGAGCGCGGGGCAACGCCUACCACCUCGCCUGCUUCGCCUGCUUCUCCUGCAAGCGGCAGCUCUCCACCGGAGAGGAGUUCGGCCUGGUGGAGGAGAAGGUGCUGUGCCGGAUCCACUAUGACACCAUGAUAGAGAACCUCAAGAGAGCGGCAGAGAACGGCAAUGGGAUCACGCUGGAGGGGGCUGUGCCCUCGGAGCAGGACAGCCAGCCGAAGCCAGCCAAGAGAGCCCGCACCUCCUUCACGGCUGAGCAGCUGCAGGUCAUGCAGGCACAGUUUGCUCAGGACAACAACCCCGACGCGCAGACGCUGCAGAAGCUGGCGGACAUGACGGGGCUCAGUCGGAGGGUCAUUCAGGUUUGGUUUCAAAACUGCAGAGCCCGCCAUAAAAAACACACCCCCCAGCACACGGUGCCGCCCUCGGGAGCGCCCCCGUCCCGCAUCCCUUCCUCGCUCUCCGACGACAUCCACUACUCGCCCUUCAGCAGCCCCGAGCGGGCCCGGAUGGUGACGCUGCACGGAUACAUAGAAAGUCAGGUACAGUGUGGACAAGUGCACUGUAGACUUCCCUACACUGCUCCACCAGUGCACCUCAAAGCAGACAUGGAAGGACCACUAUCUAAUAGGGGUGAGAAGGUCAUCCUCUUUCAGUACUGACUGCCCGGACUCUUCCUCACCUGCCCAUGGCCCUACCAGCACCACUGCCCCUCAGCCGCUGACACGGCGUCCAGCCCACGGCAACUGGUAUCAGUCCCACAGGAGAAGCUCAGACCCAGCGCUCUCAGCUCUUCCCAUUGACCAGCACCUCACGCCCACUCCGACUUCUCCAGCGACGCUCUGUGUAUGUGUGUGUUGAGUGCAGAGUUACAGUUGACACUUGUUUCUUGUGGACUUGUAGAAUGACCGUGAGUCUCUCCGAGGCAGUGCCAGACACAGUCAAAACUAGUGACUCUACUGUGCUUGCAAACCUUGCUCCCAAACCCAUGGGAAUAUGAACAACCCAGAACACGCCGAGUCUCAGGGGGGGUCGAUGAUCACCUCUGAACACAAAGGAAGGAGGAAUUUACGUGGUUUGGCCUGAUUCUCUUUUUGCACCAGUGAAGCGGUUCCCGGACAUCCCUCCUUAUUUCCACUCGCAUGUGUGAAAUCUGAAAUGGGCUUUUUGGCUCAGCAACUCGAUACGUAGACAGACCUUCCUGAGCCAAACUCACAGAUAGCCGAGACUCCACUAAGUGGAAAACACGAUGCCAGCUGGAAAUAGGCAGUUUUUCUUCCUCCUCAAAGUGCUUUAGAAUCACAUGUUCUUUGAUCACUCAAAGGUAAGUAAAUCUUAGUGUUUUUCCCCCCGUUUUAUAGGAGGGGAAACCGAUAUGUCCUAAACGGAGAGGAACCGUGGGGGUUGGUGGCAGAGCCAGGUUUAGCACCCUGAAGUUUUUGAUUGCUGACUUGUUCUUAGAACACGGAAUAUCUCUCUCCUCUCACAGCCAUCUGCCAAUUUUUUUAAAUUUUUAUUUUUUAAAUUUUUUUUGCUCUCGUUCUUUAUUAACAAACGACUUUAUUUCCUUGGAGUCAUAUCGGAUCACAAAUGGGGUGAUUUCAGAAUGUACCUACACAAAACUCUCAGACUCUCCAUACUCUGGGACUGGGAAAUGCUCAGUGGAAGGUGACCAUAAAGGUGUAGAAAUGUUCCGCCCUGCUGUGGACCCAAGUUCAAUCAGUGGAAACAGUCAGGUAGGAAGUGGAGACCAAUUAAAAAGGUGAAGACCACACUGAGGCCAGCAGGAGCGGUCACCAGCCGAGUGGCCAGCGAGGUGGUGGCGCGUUCCUUUGUCUGUCGGCAUCGCUCUGAGUCCCUCUGCCCUGCUGUUGUUCUCCCUCGCUGGAGUGCAGCUGGUGGUCCUGCCAGGCCCUGGGAUGAAGGUGCAGCCCGAAGUGCUGCCGGCGGGCUCACGGCAACAGCAAAGGAAACGCUCAGCAGUCUGGCCCCGAGUCAGGAAAAAGACUCCGAAAUGAUCCUUCAUUGACGGUAACAACAAAAAGUAAACAAGUGACCUCUGCCAGCCCUUCUCAGUUUGCACCAAGCCAAGAGCAGGUCUGUAACAAAACCUCUCUCCACGCAAGCACACGGGCCCGUCCUGCUGCUAAGUGUCCGUGAGGCCGCGCUUCCGAGAAUGUGAAAGCCCACCGUGAGCCGCAGCCAGCGAGGGCAGUGACUGAUCCGUGCCCCGGGAGCAGGAGACGGGAACCCGUCCCUUGCGUAACUUGUUUUUAAGUCGAACUGUGCGUGCACGUGUUUUCCUCUCCGGGAGAUCCUGGAUCCAUCUCCAGCCUCGGCCGGAGCGC